AUGAAGAGAUUUGCCUCAGCCCCCAAAGAGCCCCUAAGCCGUGAUGCUUUUCCCAUUCACUACGCAAUGAUUUGUCUCGAUCAUAAUGGCGAGCUCAUGACGUACGCAUCUCAGUCUGUUAAGCUCGACGGUGUGUUUACUUCGGAAGUUCGCCAGAAUUUUCUCAGCAUUCUAGGCGAAAGCAUCGACUAUCAACAGUCAUCUCCACGUGGGCUGAAGCGCCGUAAGAGUGAAGCAUCCGCCACGUCUGCUUUUGAAAUGGCUCUAGAUGAACGGGACAUCGAAAACCUUCCUACUGGUUCUACUAAAGCAGUCCUUCUCACAAUUGGAGAAAAACGGAAUAUUACGGAAUAUUAUGUAGGCGCCCUUACGGAGUUUGGGCAGCUCAGCUGCCGCACUCUCGCGAGGGCAUUUAUCAAAUUCAUCGAGCCACACAAACGAAGCAAAUACCCUUACAAUGGAGGCAAGCGCCCCCCAGGAUCCACCUCAGGCACUAAGCGUGACCCCGAAAAGACUAAGCCCAAAUGGUGGCCCCUUAAUGUACCUCAUAAGGAACCUGAUAACUUGAAGAAAACAGACCGCAUCGAAUUGCUACUUCACUUUAUUCGCAAGCUCGGUGGUCAAGGAGUUACUGCCGACAAGCUAAGGGAAGUUGUUGUAGCUACCGAAAGGGGGUUAGUGAAUGCCGAUAUCAUCUAUGACAUUCUUCGGGUUCGAAAGUUAGAGGAAGAACUUGAGCGAUGCAAAGUUGAUGCUAACACGGACGCCUACGUCAUAUACUGUGAAAAUGAUGAAUACGAUGAAGAUUACGAUGACGAUAAUGAUGACGAGAAGAAGGAGUCUUUUGCUGAAGCAGCCUCAGCGGCUGUUGGAGAGCCUCUGCCAAGCAAGCAGGAACUGGCUGCCCUCACCACCACAACAAUUGAGCCUCUCUAUUCGACACCAGCCUAUCCUCCUCCAGGUAGCCUCUCUAUGCCCAACCUUCUGAGUUUCGAAGCUAGCAGUCGACCCCAAUACAACACUUUCUACCAUCCCGCGCUCAGCACUCCCAUGACACAUUCCAUUCGGCACCCUGUCCUAGCAUCUACCUAUGCUCAUAAUCAAACUCGAGAUCCAGGUUACUACGGGCGCGCAAUGAAUACAGAAAGCUCACAGGACACUCCGAUCUUCUAUCAUUAUCAGGUUGAAGAUCCAAGUUACUAG
Molecule: messenger RNA, 1203 nt
Organism: Penicillium soppii
Lineage: Eukaryota; Fungi; Ascomycota; Eurotiomycetes; Eurotiales; Aspergillaceae
Product: DUF2841 domain-containing protein
Exons: 4
Coding region: 1-1203 (400 amino acids)
Source: RefSeq, a predicted model, not a curated record